Messenger RNA from Spirometra erinaceieuropaei, 750 nucleotides. The record is from the annotation of a GenBank genome assembly. Lineage: Eukaryota; Metazoa; Platyhelminthes; Cestoda; Diphyllobothriidea; Diphyllobothriidae.
AUGAGUGACGCUGAAGGUCCAUGCCAUUCGGAGGUGACGUACAGUACUGAGCUUAAGCCAAUCCUUGAAGAAACAGCAGCCGCAAAGAUCAUCGCAGUAGGGAAGAAAGGACGAGUAAGUGGCCCGCCUACUACAGUGGUGGCAGCGCAACGACCGUGCCCACAACCCCUGCACAUGUCUGGAAACAAAAUAAACACAACGCGCACCAUCGAGAUACCACCCUUCGAUGGUACCGAGUCUGUUAUGGUGUGGCUCAGACGCGCGAAGUUCUAUUUACAGGAGAUCUCAGAGGCCGACAGGCCCUGGACGCUACUCAAGGCCCUUGCGCCUAAACAGUUAGAUAAAGCGCUCGACGCUGGCCUUGACGCCGAUCUACCCUUUGACGCGCUUUGCCAACGCCUGGCUAACUUGUUCAGCCAAACGUACUCCUUCGGCGACGCGAUGGAACAGUUGCAGGAACGGCGAUUGAAACAGGACGAAACCCUGAGCCAGCUGGUGCAGGAUCUUGAACGCCUGACAACUGUGGCUUUUCCUUCAUUAGGAUCUGAGGAUAAGGAUGACAUUGUGCUUCAUUAUUUAAUUAAAGCCCUACCGUCCUCCGAACUGUCACGGUCACGUGUACUUCAACGGCCUGGUGAUUUGCGAGAUGCAAUACACAGAGCAGAACGUUAUAUCAUGAUGGACAGCGCCACUCAGGGCCACCCAAAGCACUCAUAUCGACACCAUUGGCGUCGACCUGACUUAGCCUAG